This is a messenger RNA of Paramecium pentaurelia, 747 nucleotides long. Lineage: Eukaryota; Ciliophora; Oligohymenophorea; Peniculida; Parameciidae. The record is from the annotation of a GenBank genome assembly.
AUGAUUUAAGACAGAUACAAUCAUCUGAGCAGCCAAUUUGAUAAGUUAAAGUAGCAGAUGGAUGAAAAAGUCUGUUUAGAGGACUUUGUUAAAUAUACAUCAAAAAUAGCAUCAGAAUAUGCUACUUUAUAAAUGUUAGAUUUAAGCAUUUAAUCAAUUGAAACAAAGAUACUCUUUUAUCCUUCUAAUUCCUAAAUGAAAGAUAGCAUAGUUACAUCUAGAGUAAAAUAGUAACACAAAUAAACUUAAGUUUUUUAAUAUUAACAUACAAUUGAAUAGUAAUUUGAAGAGAGAUUAUCUCGGUUUAGAAAAUUAAUAACAUCUCAAGUUAGAUAGUUUUUUGAUCAAGUUCAAGCAUAAGAUAUUAGUAAACCAUUUAGAGAAUAAAUUUCAAAUAAUAUAAAUAGUAAUAUACAGUCUGCUAACAUUACAGAAAAUGAUAAAUUAAAUCAAAAUGCUUUACUUUUGAAAAAAUGUGAAUAAAUCAGAAUUUCAUUAUAAGAAUUUUUUGGAUAAAAUAAACAAAAAGAAUUAAUUUAAUAAUAAUCUUAACAAUUUAAUAACUCUAAUAAACCUGAAAGUAAAAUUUAGAAUAGACCUUUAUCCGUUGGAUGUAGAAAUACAAAAUUAAGAAGGUAAUCAGCAACUCCAAAAAUGAUUUCUUCAUCUUUUUCAGGUAGUUCAGCAGAGCCAUAAUUUUUUUUAAAUUUUUUAUAGAAUCCUCUGGUAUAAAAAUUGAAGAAAUGA